Messenger RNA from Myxocyprinus asiaticus (Chinese sucker), 8025 nucleotides. RefSeq names its product adenylate cyclase type 5-like. Gene Ontology annotation, cellular component: plasma membrane. The transcript has 21 exons. Gene Ontology annotation, molecular function: adenylate cyclase activity. The record is from RefSeq and is a predicted model, not a curated record. Gene Ontology annotation, biological process: intracellular signal transduction; adenylate cyclase-activating G protein-coupled receptor signaling pathway; cAMP biosynthetic process. NCBI's taxonomy places the organism in Eukaryota, Metazoa, Chordata, Actinopteri, Cypriniformes, Catostomidae. The coding region runs from base 174 to 3755 and encodes 1193 amino acids.
UUCACUUUUCUUUAAAAUACUAUAUAUAUUUUUUAUGCAAUAUGCCCAAAAAAAUAAUGACUGAAACAGCGCCUUUUUUGCGUAAAAAGUUUAUUUUGGAUAAUGUACAUGUAAGUUUGUAAUUUCCAUACAUAUAUAUAUAUAUAUAUAUAUUUGAUGUAACACUCGAGAUCAUGUCCAGACCUAACAGUGUGAGCCCACCCGGCGCUAGCGCGCCUGGACUGAGGGGAGGGACGGAACUCAGAUCUGCUUGGGGUGAGUCGGAGCCCGUGGCGAACGGAUGUCCAUACUCGGCCAGAUCCUCCAGCAGAAAGCUCAUACGGUCCAACAGUCGCUGGAUAGAGGAGGAUGACUUCGAGCGACCACCGGGCCGAGCCACGACCACCGUCAGCCGGGUUAGUUUCAGAUCCAAGUCUGCGUGGCAAGAACAUGGGGAGGAGAGUCGCAACAAUAACCGAUCGUCUCCGAGGUACCGAGAUGGAGACGUGAGACCCAAGUCAGUGGAGUUGGGUUUGAAGGGCAGGAGAAGCAAGUUUAAGCCCGAGGAGGAGCUAAUGCCUGAAGUGGUGAACUUUUCCAUGGUCGCGUGCUGCCACGGCGUGAUGCAGAUCUUCAAAUCCAAGAAAUUCCAGUCGGAGAAGUUGGAGAGGCUUUACCAGCGCUACUUCUUCCGGCUCAACCAGAGCAGCCUGACGAUGCUCAUGGCCGUACUAGUGCUGGUGUGCGCGGUGAUGCUGGGCUUCCACCUCGCCGGAGGAGAGUAUCAGCUAAUUUACGUGGUGGUUUUCUCCACGGCGAUCUUGCUCAUCCUCACGCUUAUUCUCGUGUGCAACAGGAACGGCUUCCAUCAAGAUCACAUGUGGAUAAUUUGCUAUGUGGUCAUUUUGGUGGUGCUGCUCGUGCAGGUGAUCGGCGUGCUGUUCGUGGAGCCGCGGAGCGCGUCUGAAGGCAUCUGGUGGACCGUGUUCUUCAUCCAUGUGAUUUACACUCUUCUGCCGGUGCGGAUGAGAGCAGCGGUCAUCACUGGAAUUAUACUGUCUGCAGUACACGUGCUGGUCUCAUGGAAGUUAAACGAAAUGGACGUGUUUUUAUGGAAACAGCUUGUGUCCAACGUCCUGAUCUUCUCCUGCACUAAUAUAGUUGGUGUGUGCACACACUACCCAGCAGAAGGCUCACAGAGACAAGCUUUUCAGGAGACCAGAGAAUGUAUUCAAGCUCGAUUGCACUCUCAGAGAGAAAACCAGCAACAGGAACGCCUCCUACUCUCUGUGCUUCCUCGACAUGUCGCCAUGGAGAUGAAAGCCGACAUAAAUGUCAAACAGGAGGAUAUGAUGUUCCACAAGAUUUACAUUCAGAAGCAUGACAAUGUCAGUAUUCUCUUUGCUGACAUCGAGGGUUUCACCAGUCUUGCUUCCCAGUGCACUGCCCAGGAGUUAGUGAUGACCCUCAACGAGCUCUUCGCACGAUUUGACAAACUGGCCGCCGAGAAUCACUGUCUACGCAUAAAGAUCCUGGGCGACUGCUACUACUGUGUGUCUGGACUGCCAGAGGCCCGAGCUGACCAUGCGCACUGCUGCGUUGAGAUGGGAGUGGACAUGAUUGAAGCCAUCUCGUUGGUGAGGGAAGUCACCGGUGUCAACGUCAACAUGCGUGUGGGCAUACACAGUGGGCGAGUCCACUGUGGGGUGCUGGGAUUAAGGAAGUGGCAGUUUGAUGUCUGGUCCAACGAUGUCACCUUGGCCAAUCACAUGGAAGCUGGGGGCAAAGCAGGGCGUAUCCAUAUCACUAAGGCCACCCUGAACUACCUAAAUGGGGAUUAUGAUGUGGAACCUGGAUUUGGUGGAGAGAGAAACAUCUAUCUCAAGAAGCACAACAUUGAAACCUACCUUAUAGUUGGCUGCAGCCAGAAACGGAAAGAAGAAAAGGCCAUGAUUGCUAAGAUGAACCGGCAGCGAACCAACUCAGUCACCCAUAAUAGCACUCACUGGACCGAUCGGCCCUUCUACAAUCACCUGGGUGGCAAUCAGGUUUCUAAGGAGAUGAAGAGGAUGGGAUUUGAAGAUCCAAAAGACAAACAUUUCAUUUUCAGAAACACGCAAGAAAACCUGAACCCUGAAGAUGAGGUAGAUGAGUUCCUGGGUCGCGCCAUUGAUGCCCGGAGCAUCGACCGGUUACGGUCUGAACAUGUCAAGAAGUUUCUGCUGACUUUCCGAGAACCUGACCUGGAGAAGAAGUACUCCAUACAGGUAGACUCCAGGUUCGGAGCAUAUGUAGCCUGCGCUUCCCUCGUCUUUUUAUUCAUCUGCUUCAUUCAGAUCGUCAUUGUACCACACUCAAAGCUGAUGGUGGUCUUCUAUAUACUGUGUCUGGUCCUCCUGAUGGUUGUCAUGUUCAUCUCGGCCAUUUACUCCUGUUUUGGGUUUUUCCCUGUGGCUCUACAAACUAUGUCCAAAAGGAUUGUUCAGUCCAGACUCAACAGCACCCUAGUGGGGGUUUUUACAAUCGUCCUGGUCUUUCUAUCCGCUUUCAUUAACAUUUUCACCUGCAGUACAGAUGACCUGAAGACGUGUUUAAGGCAGGAGUUUAAUAUCAGCCCCAGUAAAGUGAAUGCUUGCCAUGUCCUCAGUUCUUCCUUUAACUACUCUCUCUGGUCUCAAGAAAGUCUGUGCAACAGCUUGUCACCCACCUGCAAUUUCCCAGAGUACUUCUCCUCGUGUGUGCUGCUGAGCUUGCUGGCAUGCUCAGUGUUCCUGCAGGUCAGCAGUAUUGGGAAACUUUUUCUCAUGCUCUUCAUUGAGGUCCUGUACGUGCUCAUCAUUGAGGUACCUGAGGUCAGCAUAUUUGACAAUGUGGAUCUGCUGGUCAUGGCCAAUGCCAUUAAAUUCAUCAAUGGAACAAGCUGUGAGAAAGAAAUGCGGGUUCCUCUGAAGAUCAUGACUCCAGUUGUCAUUACAGUCUUUGUGCUGGCACUGUACCUUCACGCACAGCAGGUGGAGUCCACUGCCAGACUGGACUUUCUCUGGAAGUUACAGGCUACAGAGGAGAAGGAGGAGAUGGAGGAACUUCAGGCCUACAACCGUCGGCUCCUCCACAACAUUUUGCCCAAAGACGUGGCCGCACACUUUUUGGCGCGCGAGCGGCGGAACGAUGAGCUGUAUUAUCAGUCAUGUGAAUGUGUGGCUGUGAUGUUUGCCUCCAUCAGCAACUUCUCUGAGUUCUAUGUGGAGCUGGAGGCCAAUAAUGAAGGUGUGGAGUGCUUGAGACUGCUCAACGAGAUCAUCGCUGACUUUGAUGAGAUCAUUAGUGAGGAUCAGUUUCGUCAACUAGAAAAGAUCAAGACCAUUGGCAGCACAUAUAUGGCUGCAUCUGGCCUUAACGACUCCACUUAUGAUAAGGCAGGAAGGUCGCACAUUCGCGCCUUGGCAGACUACGCCAUGCGCCUCAUGGACCAGAUGAAGUACAUCAAUGAGCACUCUUUCAAUAACUUCAAAAUGAAGAUUGGUCUCAACAUGGGUCCCGUCGUGGCUGGUGUCAUAGGAGCCCGUAAACCGCAAUAUGACAUAUGGGGGAAUACUGUUAAUGUAGCCAGCCGGAUGGACAGCACUGGGGUACCUGAAAGAAUACAGGUCACAACAGACCUUUACCAGGUUCUCAGCUCGUAUAACUACACACUGGAGUGCAGAGGCGUUGUUAAAGUGAAGGGCAAAGGAGAAAUGACAACCUACUUCCUGAACGGGGGACCCAACAGCAGUUAACACUCAGUGUCUGAUAUUUAGAACGGUUGAGAUGAAAUGAGGAGCAGACGCCAGGGGCGUGGCCAGGCUGUUGAUGGGCAUCCUCCUGGAGAAAUCAGAAAAGGAUUUGUUCAGAAAACAGCCUUAACGAAAUCAGCAAAUGGCCUCUUUGCACACUGAGACAUCCUAUAGGAUUAAUGGAGGGCUACACCCCCUUUACUUAAGGUAUGGAACAGUUCAGAAGGACAGUCCAUCCACAGAAACAAGGUCAACUGAAGAGACCAAAGAAACAAAAGGAAUCUCAAGGCAUACAAAGCAGUUCUCCCAUUCUUAUAUUUCUUAUAUUACCAAGAGAGGACAGAUGUGCCUGACUUUGGCGCUCUCAGGUGAUAAGUGUGGCAGGACUGCGUUCCUAUUCGACCAACUGAUUCCGGUGGAUCCAAAACAAAACUGCAUGAAAACACUAAAGCCUAUAUACCUGUAGAACACAGCUGUUUUAUGUGUAUAUAAUUCAACGGUGGUUGUGAAGAGUACUGUUUAUGGAGUCUUGUUGCAUUCAAAACUGUCUAUGUGAUAUCACAAUACAUAGAGAUAUCACAAUGAGCUAAUACAUGGGUAGAGGGCCAUAAUGGGCACAGCAGCUCUAUAAACCCUUUAUGGUUUCCCGAACUCUUCUGCAGCGACUGUGGUUGUUACUGGUAAGAGAGCUUGAGUCGACAGUAUUACCUCUCUUAGUGCUAAAGAGUCGUAAUGCUAUGUUAUUGUGUGUCCCGAACACACACACUUACAUUCACACCCACUCACACACACACUCGUGUCUACACUGAAGACACUUUUAAAGACAGAGGAAAAUGUGGCUGUUUUUGUAUUUUGAACAUUUUAUAUUUUGACUCCAAAAGCCAAACUGUGUCACAGCUAUUUUAGAUUAUAUAUUUUGUACAAUAAUAUAUUAGAAUGAUGUCUAUAAACAAUAUAUAUAUAUAUAUAGACCUUAUAGAAUGCUACAAUCCUGCACAUUUUUAAAAGGAGGAGCAUUUUUGGGUCGGGCUGCUGGCCAUGUAACUAAGAAUGUUUGGCCUUCCUUCAAAAAGGGUUUCGGUAUCCUAUGGCAAACACAUCUGCAAACAUUAAUUUUCACCUUGUGUUUAGGGUGUACGGUUGAGUUUGGACCCUCUAGUGCAGGUUUAUUUAACUUCAGUCCUGGUGGACCACUGUCCUGCAUAGUUUAGUUCCAACCCUAAUCAGACACACCUGCCUGUUAUAUUUAAGUAAUCAUUAAGUAAUAAUUAUUCCAUGGUUGAGGUGUGUUUGUUAAGGAUUGGAGCUAAAUUCGUUAGGGUGGUGGCCCUCCAGGACCGGAGUUAAAAUGCCCUGCUUCAGAGAAAUGUUUUCUGUUAUUCCACAUAUCUUUGCCAUUUUUGCACUGCAGCUCAUCAAGCCUUUCCCUACCCUCGCUGUUCAGUCUGAUGGUACGACCCAAUGAAUGUCCAUUUUCUCCAAUGAGGCCUUUGUAUGUAAAGAAGCGGAGCUUGUCCGCCAGUGGCUUUUCCAGAAACAUGGCUCUGGGUGUGCCAUGGAAAAACAGAGUGUGCAAGAAUCUGAAGCACAAUAAUGUGACAUGUACCGUUAACAACCAUUGCAUUAAUGUCCUUUUAGUUCUAAAUUAUUUUUCAGGCCAGUGUUACGUUAUAAUGACUUAAAGCUGAACUAUGUAACUUGUUCAGUUAAAAUACUUUCUCUUAUCCCAGCUUAAAAUGCAGAGAUAACAAUAAGUAAGCCAUUCAUAGGUUAAAGGUGCACACAGUAAGUUUUUAUUCAUGUCGUCUUGGACUUACACUGACACCUAGGGGCAUGGAUGCAGUAUCAUUUAAACACAAUAGUUUUCAGUUAUAGAUGCCAUUGUAGAAAAUCAGUACUCACAGUAAACCAUGAUUAAUUUAAUCCACAAGUGAACAUGCCCAAUAACUGGGUGGUUACUGAGAUUAAGUGAGUAGUAUUUGGCUGGUCAUGUGAUCUUAACAUGGCAGCCCCCAUGAGGGGGCCCUCUCCAUGUAGAAUAAAACAGCUUUUAUUAGGUUACUGAUAUGACUAGAGUCUUCAUCUCAAGUGAGUCAUCAUGAUUUUAUACAAUUGUUUCAAAAUUACUAUGAAUUUAUUUAGGACUAAAACUUUUUUUUUAAUGAGAAAAACAUUAGCAUUUGUUGGGGGUGGAGCUAUCAACAGCUUAAGAAGGGUGUGUUCAGAAAACUGUUUUAAAAAAAAAUUGCAAAUCCACUCAGUGGCACAUACUUUAGCUUUAAUGUAGGCCUUUGGUCAAUGGAGUUGGUAGGCCUGUUAAUGUAUCCAGUUAUUAGGCUUAUAUUUACUAUUUUUAGUCAUGACAACUGAAAUCUGUCACAAAUUGAUUUGAUUGUUUUGGAACGAUUUAUAAUUAUUUUCCAAAAUAUGCUGAAGACACAAAAUGUACAUGGAGUGGCAAUUUGCACUGUACAGGAAUAUUGAUUAAAAAUACACAAGGCUUUACAUUGACUAGAUCAAAAAUAUAAUUUUGGAUAAGAAAUUGAUGUGUGAUGCAUUGUGGAACAGAAGAACAACAGUCAGAAGAUUCAAAAUCUCUAUUGAAGAUUCUUUAUAUUUAGGAAGCACCGAGAUGUUUGGUUUAUGCGUGACUGCAAAUAUAAACAGAAAAAAUUAUAUUAAUGUUACAUUAAUCAUUUAGCCUGUUUGAUUAAAGAAUAACAAUGGAAGCAAAAUUCAGUGGGUCCACUCAGUAUUUCUGUGUUGCGCUGACACCUACAAUAGUGGCGAAGAUGCAGCAUCACACAAGAGUCAAAGGGCCUAUUUAGCCACUUCAUGAGUUUUUACUGAUCGGAUUGCUAUCCGAUUGAAAAAGUUCAUUCCAUUAACACUCGGCCACAUCAAUGUGUCUCUGCCAAACAGAUAUAAAUCCAAUCUUCAAUUCCCGCACUAAAUGCAAAUAAAACAGAGUUCACUUCCAUGAUUAUGCUAAGUCCGGGCAGUGAAUUUAAAAGAUGUGCUUUUAUACUUGAUUCCAUGUAAAUUUGCACAGCGCACGUGUCUGUGUAAGGGACACACUCAGGGCUUCUCGUAAGAUGCGUCAGCUGUGCUCAUGUCUGUGUUUAGUUUCAGUUUCAUCAGUGAUCUGCAUCAAAUAAAUGAGGAAAAAUGUUCUCUAUCUCCUACAACGUGCAUUCAUUUCUUCCUUUGUUAUUAUUUACUGUGCAACACGAGCCCUAUGCAAAUAAUUUGGUGACCGCUGUUAUGUUUCGCAUUUUUCCUAUGCUGACCUAGCGCUGUUCGGGCAUGGUAAAGUUUACAUAUGUGACUUGAACAGCCAGAUUAAUUUAGACUUGACCAGUUUUGUCUAGAAUGCGUCUCAGACUGCCUCCUGAAGUGGUCUGAGUGAUCCUAUUGCAAUCCGUCUCAAAUGCAUUUUGGAGGGCAUUUAAACCUGUUCUUUUCAUGAUCGGAUAGCUAUCUGAUCAGUGAAAACGCAUUAAGUGGCCAAGUGUAAACAGGCCCAAAGAGUGCCAUUGUUGAGAGCGCGCAUGUAAUCUGCGACGGCCUCAGAAAAAACAAACAACCCUUUGGGUGGGCAAGCUGACAUUUUGGGUGGCAUUUGCACACCCUGGCACACCCAUGGCUACGCCACUGCACACACGUAUCCAUACACACUCCAUAAAGUGACAUUAUAUGUUUGUUUGUUUUUACAUGAUUGCUUUUCCUGUUUCAGAUCUUCAGUGUAAGAAUUGCAAAGUACAUUCAGAUAGGAUUACAAUAUAAUAUGUUGGAUCUGUAUGUAAUAAUCUGCAUUUCCCAAGCCUGUCUCAAACAUUAAACUAAACUAUUUGGUCCUCUUAUCACUUCUCAAAACUUGGACCCACCUGGGCUUUCAGAGUCACCCCAGUUUUUACUUUCCUCGAAAUAAUCAGUGCCAUAUUCUUACCCUUAAUUUUAAAAUAAAACUUGGUUGAAUGUUUUUGUAUUUCAUGUCAUGAUAUAGCUACUUGUAGUGCUAGGUGAUGUUGGUACCAUAUGAAUUCUUAAGUUGAAUGAAUUCCCUGUUUCAUCCAAACAAAGAGAAAACAGGUAAAAGAUUUCCACUAAUUACCAUGUAUUCUACACUGCUGAGAGGGCUACUGGUGCUUACUAUUCAAGUGGAUUGUCCGAUUCACUAGAGCUACUUUCUAGGGUUUUCUUUGCUUCUCUGACAUGUCAAAACUCCAAAAAAAUAAAAAAAAAAGUUCUUUUUUUUUUUUUCAUCACAAUA